Messenger RNA from Motacilla alba alba, 3733 nucleotides. RefSeq names its product leucine carboxyl methyltransferase 2 (gene LCMT2). Lineage: Eukaryota; Metazoa; Chordata; Aves; Passeriformes; Motacillidae. The transcript has 13 exons. Gene Ontology annotation, molecular function: protein binding; tRNA methyltransferase activity. The record is from RefSeq and is a predicted model, not a curated record. Gene Ontology annotation, biological process: tRNA methylation; wybutosine biosynthetic process. Bases 35 to 2089 code for a protein of 684 amino acids.
CCGCGCCGGGGGCCCGUGCGUUCCUCGGGUCGCGAUGCCGGUCGGGAGCGGCAGCGCCGCGUCAUUGUCCCGGCCGGUCCAGAGCACCGGCGGCAGCAGCGCCGUCAGCAAGUGCUCGGCGGCAGCGCGGGGCUACAUCCAGGACCGGUUCCUGCGGCUUCUGGCGGGGCGGCGGCGGCGGCGAGCGCCCCUUAUCCACCGGGGUUAUUACAUCCGUGCCCGUGCUGUGGAUCACUGUGUUCAGGACUUCCUGCUGAAGACACGAAGCCUACCCAGGACACAGAUCCUGUCUUUAGGUGCUGGCUUUGAUUCCUUAUACUUCCGUUUGAAGGAUAUGGGUCUUCUGCAUCACACUGUGGUAUAUGAGGUAGAUUUCCCAAAUGUGGCAUGCCAAAAAGCUACUCUGAUCAAAGGAGUGAAAGAGUUGUCAGCACUGGUGGGAGACACUGCAGGGGAAGGAUUAGGAGCUAUUACCUUUUCUGGAGAUGAUUAUAAAUUACUGGGAGUGGAUUUAUCAGAGCUGUCUGAGCUGGAGAGAACCCUGGAGGAAGCAGGACUGAACAAUGAAAUUCCCACCCUCUUCAUCGCAGAGGUGGUGCUCACCUACAUGGAGGACACCAGGUCAGACGCCUUGAUUGAGUGGGCAGCAGAGCAUUUUCCUCAGGCAUGCUUCCUGCUGUAUGAGCAGGUGCACCCCGAGGACCCCUUUGGACGCGUGAUGCAGCAGCAUUUCAGGCGGCUGAGCACCGCGCUGCGCUCGCUGGCGCGCUACCCCGACUGCGCCGCUCAGCACGGGCGCUUCCUGGGCAAGGGCUGGACUGAAUGCAGUGUCAUGGAUAUGAAUGAGUUUUUCACCUGUUGUAUUCCAGAAGAUGAGCAGCAAAGAGUGCAGACUCUGGAGCCUUUUGAUGAGUAUGAGGAAUGGCAUCUGAAAUGUUCUCAUUACUUCGUGUUGGCUGCAUCAAAGGGGAUGGAACCUUCCUGGACUCCGUUGUCACCCAGUGUGACAGUUGCGUUUCACACUGGUCCCGUUGAGGUGGCAGGGAGUGUCCCUGCAGCAGUGUGUGCAAGGCUCUCAGGAGUUCCUGGCCUGAGACGUUAUGGUCACCACUCUGUUCUUAUAAAGCCCAACGUGAUUCUCACCACGGGAGGCUUUGGGGAGGAGAAUGGACAGCACUGCCGCGUGAGAAAUUUCCACGUGCUGAGUAAGCAUGCAGGCCACUGGGAAGCUGUCUGUGUGACACAGAAUACUCCUGAUAAAAGAUGGGGUGAGAGGUUGUACCAUACUGUGUCUUGUCUGUCGGACACUCUGGCUCUGGUGGUAGGAGGACGAACAUCCCCAUCGAGCACAGGCUUAGGAAUGUUGUGGCUGAAGUUCUCCAAAACCUGCGGUGCUUCAGGCCCAGAUGACGUUGCACUGGAGCUUGUAAGUCUGCAGCCUGCUGCUGAAGCAGCAGCUUUGCGUUGGAGACACAGCACAACUGAAGUUACAUUCAAAGGUGAGCAGUACCUGUUUGUGUAUGGUGGCCGCUCUGCUCUGGAGCCUGUGCUGGGCGAUUGGUAUUUCCUGCACGCUCCAGAACUCUCCUGCCCUGCGAUUGCUGUUGAGGGUCCAGUCCCAGAAAGCCGCCACUCUCACAGUGCCUGCAGCUGGGAAGGAGGUGUGCUGAUUGCAGGAGGUCUGGGAGCAGCUGAGCAGCCCUUGGGUUCAAUUUUCCUUCUGAGGGAGCUUGAACAUGGCUUUCAGUGGCAGACAAUUGACACACACCCUCCUCUUGUCCCAAGGUAUUCACAUACUGCACAUGUGCAUGAAGGAAAGCUUCUGCUCGUUGGUGGAGUGUGGUUUCAUGCAUCCUCGGUGCCAGGUGUCACUGUCAUCGACUUAAUGACUGGUCUUUGCUUGAACUAUGUGAUUAAUGUGGAGCACCUGGAGUGGCCAUUAAUGCUACAUAAUCAUAGCAGUGUCUUUCUGCCACAUGAGAAGGAGCUGUUGGUUAUUGGCGGUGGUGGAAACUGUUUCUCCUUUGGGACACACUUGAACCCAGAGCCUGUCUUGCUGACCCUCAGCAGCAUCCUGACCAGUCACUGAGUGGGACCAAGCAGGGCUGAACCCUGCUACUGCACUGUGGGGAGACAUCUGUUCACUCUAGGUCCAAAAGCAGCACAAUAUUUCCACAAAGGCUUUGUAUCCAGAAUGCAUUUGUGAAGAUGGGAUCAGGAAGGACAGUUACAGUGAGAGAUUCACACCUCACUGGCUGUUGCGUUUUUACGGCUCUUUGUGUUGCUGUAAAUAAAGUACCUCAAAAGCAGCUGGCGGCAGGAGUCCUUAGAGGUGAAGAACAGCGUGGUUUGGGUUGGAAGGCAUUAUGAAGAUCAUCCUGUUCUACCCCCCUGCCAUGGGUAGGGAAAUCUUCCACUAGACCAGGUUAUUCCAAGCCCCAUCCAACCUGGCCUUGGACACUUUCCUGGAUGGGGCAGCAACAGCUUCUUGGGGCAACCUGUGCCACGGCCUCACCAGCAUCACAGGGAAGAAUUUCUUCCCAAUAUCCAAUCUAAACCUACUCUGUCUCAGUUAGAAGCCGUUCUCCCUUGUCCAGUCACUCCAGGCCCUUGUAAAUAGUCUCUCUCCAUCCUUCUUCUUGGCCCCCUUCAAGUACUGCGAGGCCACAAUUAGGUCACUUCAAAGCUUCUCUUCUCCAGGCUGAACAAUCCCAAUUCUCUCAGCCUUUCCUCAUAGCAUAGAGGUGCUCCAUCCUUUUGAUCAUCUUGGGGUCUCCUCUGGACUCUGCAGCAGCUUCAUGUCUUUCCUGUGCUGGGACCCCAGAGCUGCAGGCAGCACUGCAGGUGAGAUCUUACCAGAGCAGGGCAGAAGUGAAGAAUCCCCCCCUCCCCUGCGGCUCACACUGUGGGAUCAGCCCCGCACACAGGGCCAGGGCGUGUCCAGCCUUUCAUUCACCAGCAUCCGCAAGUUCUUGGCCAAGGCUGUUCUUGAUCUCUUCAUCCCCCAGCCUGGUUUGAUACUGGGGAUUGUCCUGAUCCACAUGCAGCACCACCACUUGGUUUUGUUAAACCUCAUGGGCUCCCACAGGCCCUCUUCUUGAGCUUAUCCAGGUCCCUCUGGAUGGCAUUUGGUCCUUCAGGAUGUGGAGCUGCUAGAAUGAGUCCAGAGGAGGCCACAGAGAUGCUCAAAGGCUGGAGCCUGUGUUCUGGAGACAGUCUGAGAGAGUUGGAGGUGUUCAGCCUGGGGAGGAGAAGGUUCCAGGGAGACCUUAGAGCCCCUGACUUCAAGAGAGCUGGAAACAGACUUUGGACAAGGGCCUGGAGUGCCAGGACAAGGGGGAAUUGCUUCCCUUUGACAGAGGGCAGGAAUAGAUGGGAUAUUGGGAAGGAAUUGUUCCCUGUGAGGAUGGUGAGGCCCUGCACAUGUUUCCUGGAGAAGCUGAGGCUGCCCUUUAUUUGUAAGUGUCCAAGGCCCGGUCGGAUGGGGUUUGGAGCAACCUGGUCCAGUGGAAGGUGUCCCUGCCCAUGGCAAGAUGAUGGUACUUGAUCUUUAAGGUCCCUUCCAACCUUAACCAAACUGUGAUUCCAUGAUGAGUGUCUUGACUGACUGCACAUCACUUCUUGGGUGCAGAGCAAUUGUUAAUAUUAACUUUGUUUUCCUUCUCUCUUUCUUUUCUUUCAUCCAAUAUUUUUGGAAUUUGUUUCUAAAUAUUGAAUUAUCUCACUUUAUUAG